Messenger RNA from Hippocampus comes (tiger tail seahorse), 4670 nucleotides. It is a transcript of the gene nup153, whose product is annotated as nucleoporin 153. Gene Ontology annotation, cellular component: nuclear pore. Gene Ontology annotation, biological process: protein import into nucleus; RNA export from nucleus. The transcript has 20 exons. Bases 129 to 4454 code for a protein of 1441 amino acids. Gene Ontology annotation, molecular function: structural constituent of nuclear pore. Lineage: Eukaryota; Metazoa; Chordata; Actinopteri; Syngnathiformes; Syngnathidae. The record is from RefSeq and is a predicted model, not a curated record.
AGAGGGCAUUAUCAAUAGUAAACGGUUAACUACAUUUCCCCGAAUCCCUUGGGGCAUUAGCCGCCGUGCUGGAUGACAGCUAUCCGGCGCCGAAACACCGACAGGACACACUCUCCAACGCAAGAGCCAUGGCGGCCACGGGUGGAGGGAAAAUCAGAAGUCGGAGAUAUCACGUCGUCUCCAAACCUUACGCCAAGAGCAAGCAGCCGUCAGGCCUCAUCAGCCGAGUGACCGACACGGUCAAGAGCAUCGUUCCCUCCUGGCUGCAGAACUACUUCAAGAACGGGGAAGCUCCAGAAGGUGAAGCAGGAGGUGGUGGGGGGGAAGGAGAAGGAGGCGGAGAAGCGGCUGAUGUGACGGAGAACUGCCUGCUGCCUACCCCCAACGGCGGCAGAGAGGGGCCCCGCUCUCUUGAUGGAUGUCACUCACCUGAGCCGAGUACCAGUCACACGGAGCCCUCGUCCAGCCGGGCAUCACUCAACUUUCAGGACUACGUGCUGUCCCGGCCGCCGCUCAGCCACUCUCACCUCCACUUCUCGCCGCUGGAGUCCUCGUCGCCGGGGCUGGGCAGCGCCAGCUGCCUUUUCUCGCAGCCCUCCACCUCCUCGGCACCGGGGCCCUUCUCCACCGGCUUCUCUCUGGUCAAGGAGAUCAAGGACAACUUGUCGCAGCACGAGGAUGACAACAUCUCCACCACCAGCGGCUUCUCCUCGCGAGCCUCCGACAAAGACGUGCCCACAUCCAAGGCCGCGUCGGUUCCGCAGCUUUGGUCGCCAGACGCAGACAGAAGCAUCUCUGUGCCGCAGCCUUCUCAGUCAAGUCUGAAAAGGCCUGCCUUCAACCUGUCUGUCUUUGGCACGUCCGCCAAUUCGACGCUGAACAGCACAGUGCUGAAUUCCAGCCAGCUGGGAGAUUCGCCCUUUUACCCCGGGAAGACCUCCUAUGGCGGAGCGGCCGCCGUCAGGAGCGCUCACACGCGCCCCGGGACGCCGUACCAGGCACCGCUGAGAAGGCAGAUUAAAGCCAAGCCGGCCGGCGCGCACCCCUGCGGGGUGACCAGCGCCACAGCCCGACGCAUCCUGCAGUCUUUGGAGCGCAUGUCCAGUCCUCUUGCAGAUGCCAAGAGGAUUCCAGCAGCAACAUUACCCUGCGCAAUGUCGAUGGAGGGCGGCAAUCUUGAUGGGUCUCAUUUGCCAUCCAAAAAGAAACGGCGAGAUUCCAGUCACCCGCCAGUGCAGAAACUGGUGGUCCCUGCCGCCAUUUCCAUUUCUGCCUCGGCGAACCGCGCCGUCUCCUUCAGGCCCAGUUUGACCCCAGGCGGGCCCGGCCGGAAUCUGGACCAUCUGCCCAGAGACAAGCCCGCCAGACAAUCACCUCUACUACCUGACAGAAGCCCAGGAGGCCCUUCUCAAAGCACAAUUGGGUCCAGCGGCGCCACCUACCCCAUGUCCAGCACGCCUGCUCCCAGCAGCUCUGGAGGCGGCAAGAUGAAGACCGAGCGGAAGACUGCACGGCCGUCCUCCAAGCGCACUGAGGACGACAAGGUGGCUGAGCUCCCAGACCUUCGACCGAUUUCACUUCCCAUCAGCACGUCUGCCUUGCCCACCUUCAGCUUCUCCUCCCCGCUGCCCCCCGCCACUGCCUCCAGCGUCACCUCUGUCAAGGAAAUCGCCAUGAACAAGGCGACACCCGUUUCACCCUCCUGUGUCAUACCCUUUACCUUCUCCUCGCCCAUUGUCAAAGCGACCCCUGCUAGUCCUCCUAAUUUCUCCCCGACAGCUGGCUUUACAUUCAGUGCCCCUGUAACAAAAAUCGGUCCUUCCAUGUCAAAUGGGAAGCUGGCCACACCCAUAGCAUCACCAGUGAAAAUAUCGACAAACGCAAGCACAGAAGACUUUGACGGACCUUUCAAACCAGCCAAGACACUGAAGCAGGGCAGCGUGCUGGACCUCCUCAAGACCCCCGGCUUUGCUUCAACGACCGUGCAAAAGUCACCCGAGACUUCCACACAGUCCUCUGCCCAUUCCUCCUCCUCCUCCACCGCAUCCUCCACAUCCUCCUCUACAGCCCUUAGUGACUUUUUCAAAGCCCCAGCCGGGUGGAGCUGCAACGUUUGCUUGGUGCAAAACAAGCCGUCGGAUACAAAGUGCGUGUGCUGCAUGGCCCCUCAGCCUGCCGCCACAACCAAGGACAAUAAAACAACGGCCCCGGCACUUUCGGAGGCAAAAAGCAGCACAAACAGCACCUCCGUCGGGUCGCCCUUCUUCAAAUCGGCGCCAACUUGGGAGUGCGACACGUGUCUGGUCUUCAACAAGCCCGAAGCCGUCAAGUGUGUAGCCUGCGAGACUGCCAAGCCUGGCACGGGGCUCAAAGCCUCGUCCUCUCUGCCCUCCGCCUUCUCCGCCGUUAAGAGGGCGGCCAGCCCCGCUCCCGUCGCCUCCACGACGCCACUUGCAGGAUUUGAAGACAAGCGCAAGAAACCAGACGGCGCUUCGGACGGCGACAUUAGUGUGGUACAGAACAAGGCCGCCGAUACGGACCCUAAACCAGGAGCAUCUGCGGGAGCCCCCACUGCCGCCAGCAGCACGUUAUCGUUCAGCUUUGGGGACAAGUUGAAGAAGCCCGAGAACUCCUGGGACUGCGACGUGUGUCUGCUGCAAAACAAGGCCGCCAACGUCAAGUGCGUCGCUUGUCAGGCAGCCAAGCCUGGAACGCCGGCGGAGCUCCAAGGAUCUUCGACUACCUCUGCUUCUGGAGGUUUCACAUUUGGCACAACCAACAGUACCUCAGAGUCUACAUCUGGAGGGUUCAAGUUUGGUGUGGCCUCGUCGGAAUCCUCCUCCUCCUCAUUGGGAGGAUUCAAGUUCGGCAUCCCAUUCGGAAACGGCUCGUCAGAAGCCCCCGCGAAAGACGGUAAUACCUCACUAGGCUUCAAGUUCAGCGCCUCGUCCGAGGGCUUAAAAUUCGGGAUUGCCCCCGGCGAUGACAAAAAGCCGGAGCAGCUUGCGGCCCCUGCUGGCUUCAAGUUCGGAUCCAGCGGCGAGAUCUCGUUGGCGGCGGGAUCAUCAAGCACGGAAAGUAGCAGCUCCUCCAAAACGUCCUUCAGCUUUGGCCUUUCCAAACCCGAGGACAAAACGUUAGAAGACGCCGCCACCUCGUCGUCGUCUGUUGCCAUCACCGCGCCCGCUUCCUCUCACGAGAAGAGCAGCGGCAAUGAUGGCGCGGCAACAGACGCCGCCGCCGCCUCCUCUGUGUUUGGGACGCCCACCCUUGCCACCUCCACACCACCCGGGGGCCCAACCUUUGGCUCGCUACCAGCCGAGAAGAAACCCGCCGCCCCCACAUUCACAUUCGGGAAGCCGGAAGAGGAGAAGAAGGAGGCACCCGCCACCUCCACUCCGUCUGCCUUCCUCUUUGGCAGCGCGAGUAAGGACGCCGACCCCGCGCCUGUGAUCUCGGGAGGCUUUUCCUUCGGCAAGCCGAGCGUGCCGGCGGAGCAGCCGCAGCAGCCGGCGCCGCCAGCGCUGCCUCCUUUUACUUUUGGAAAAGCAGAUGACAAGAACGACGCCUCGAAUUCAAAAGCGGCAAAUUCCUCUUUUGUAUUUGGACAAAGUGCUCCAGCUUCCGAUGCCUCCAAAAUGCCGUUCUUCUUCAUGGGAAGCAACGCCAGCACGACCAGCAGCUCCUCGUCCACCCCGUCCUCCAGUCUAUUUGGCAGCAGCACGCAGGCCCUCGCUCCCGCACCUGCCGCAACUCCCAGCACUUUCAUGUUCGGCCUACCCGCUGCCGCCGCCGCCGCCCCGGCGGCUAGCGACGCCCCCCCGGCCAAAGCCUUCGUCUUCGGGCAAAGCCAGGACACCCCGUCGGCCGCCCCCGUCAACUCGGCCCCGCCUCAAACCGCGCAACCCUUCAUUUUCGGCGUGGCCGCCAAUCCUGCGGCACCUCCUGCGCCUUCCAUCAACUUUGGCGCUUCGGCGCCGUCUGCUACCUCCUCUCCAGCUCCCAACCCCUUCCUUGUCAGCUCCUCCAACGCCGCAGAUUUCGGAGCCAAUCAGACGCCGGCAUUCGGCUCGUCUUUCAGCUCGCCGUUCCCGUCGGCCGCUUCCCAGACCCCCGCGUUCGGCGCCAAGCCCGCCGCCGCCGCACCCGUCUUCGGCCAGCAGGCCAACUCCACCCCCGCCUUCGGCGGCGCCACCGCAAACUCGGCACAAGGUGGAGGCUUUCAGUUCGGAGGAGCCAGCGCGUUCGGGUCCACCAACAGCACAGGAGUUUUCAAUUUUGGAGCGGGGGCAGCGGCAUCUCCCGCCCCGGCUGCCUCUAGUGGCGGCGGGUUCAACUUUUCACAGCCCCUCUCUUUCAACAUCGGAUCAUCCAAAUCCUUUACGUCAUCGCCCGCCGGGCAGCAAACAAUUGCCGGGCGCAAGAUCAAGACGGCAGUGCGGCGCCGGAAAUAGACGGAUGCCACUUGGACAGACGACUGAUUCAGGAAUUAAGCGCUCAACUUGGACUGAAAUCUUUUUUUUUUGUUUUGUUUUUUUUGGGGGGGGGGCGCGGGGCAAUUGGCGCUCUGACAGAACACUUGACAACAAUCAGACGCCAAUGGACAUCUCUCUAUUUUCUGCUCGACCCAAGGCUUUUUUUUUUUUUUUUUUGUAAUAAAAUGACAAAAA